CUCAGUAGGAAUGCUAAGUGCCUGACCUGCUCUUCUCUCAUUCCUACUCCUUGUUUUAUGUUCUUCUCUGCUUUCUUUAAACUGAAGUUUUUGAAACUAAACAUGCCUCGUCUUCUUGCAGCUCUGCAGCUGCUGCUUCAUCUUUGCAGCUUUUUAGGACCAGUGGAAGGAGGGAAGGUCCUGGUGAUGCCCGUGGAUGGCAGUCACUGGCUCAGUAUGAAGAUCCUGGUGGAGGAGCUGUCUCAGAGAGGACAUGAAAUGGUGGUUCUGGCUCCUGAGACCAGCUUGGUAAUACGUGGUUCAGAUGCAUACACCACUAGGAUCUUCAAGGUUCCCUUCAGCAAGGAUGAACUGGAUGGCAGCAUGAAACAGUUGAAGGACCGCAUUACGAAAGCACCGCAGUUCUCAGACUUACUGGAGAACUUGUCAGGACUCCUCAGCUUCACUGACAUGCAGGUGAAAGGAUGUGAGGCGCUGCUGUAUAAUGAGCCUCUGAUGCAGAGCCUGCGUGAUGAACACUUCGAUCUCAUGCUCACAGAUCCCUUCCUUCCUUGUGGCUCCAUUAUUUCUGAGGCUUUCUCUCUUCCUGUGGUUUACUUCCUUCGUGGAAUUCCUUGUGGAUUGGAUCUGGAGGCUACUCAGUGCCCCGCACCUCCGUCCUAUGUCCCACGCUUGUUUCUAGACAACACCAAUGUCAUGACCUUUCCUCAGAGAGUCAAGAACGUGCUCAUGGCAGGUUUCGAGGGUGUCCUGUGCAAAAUACUUUUCUCCAGUUUUGAUGAACUUACCAGCAGAUAUCUUAAGAAAGAUAUUUCAUAUAAAGAAGUCCUUGGAAAUGCAGCAAUUUGGCUUCAUAGAUAUGACUUCACCUUUGAAUACCCAAAACCUGUAAUGCCCAAUAUGGUAACAAUCGGGGGCAUCAAUUGUGCCAAGAAGAAACCUCUGCCUGCGGAGCUGGAGGAGUUUGUGGAUGGAUCUGGAGAUCAUGGCUUCAUCGUGUUCACUUUGGGCUCCUUUGUGUCCGACCUGCCCGAGUAUAAAGCCAGAGAGUUUUUCGAGGCUUUUAGACAGAUUCCUCAGAGGGUUCUGUGGAGAUACACUGGCCCUGUUCUGAAAGACGUUCCUGAAAAUGUCAAACUGAUGAAGUGGCUUCCACAGAACGACCUCUUAGCUCACCCCAAGGCCAAGGUGUUCAUCACACAUGGAGGAUCCCACGGGAUCUACGAGGGGAUCUGUAACGCCGUGCCCAUGGUGAUGAUCCCACUGUUUGGAGAUCAGAGAGACAAUGUUCUCCGCAUGGUGUCACGUGGAGUGGCAGAGAGCCUCAACAUGUACGACCUGACCUCAGAGAAACUCCUGGAGGCGGUCAGGAGAGUCAUCACCGACAAGAGCUACAAAGAGAAAAUAACAGAGCUGUCUCUGAUCCAUAAAGACCGUCCGAUCGAACCACUGGACUUGGCCGUGUUCUGGGUGGAGUUUGUGAUGAGACAUGGAGGAGCUGAGCACCUGAGACCGGCAGCUCACCACCUCAACUGGAUUCAGUACCACAGUCUCGAUGUCAUCGGCUUCCUCCUGCUCAUUCUCACCGUCAUCGUUUACAUCACCCUCAAAACCUGUGCGUUUAGUUUUAGGAAGUGCUUCAGGAGGACUCAGAAGACCAAGAAGGAGUGACAUGGCCAGAGCGGGAUUAGGAAACUAAUCAAUUUAGUUCUGUCUGUAGGGAUGAUGAUUUAUGGCUAUGAUGUUAUACUGUGACAAUGUGAAAUAGUUACCUAUAGUGUUUAUUUUCAUAUUCAAAGGUUCCAAAAUUUACUCAUUACAGUUUAUAACCUACUGCUACGCUGAUAUAAAACUAAACAAGCAUUAUGAUCCUUAAAAUUUCAAGCUAAAGGGGUCAAGCUGAUUUACAGAAGGAGAAAUGUGAAACGUACUUAAAUAAUUAUCUAUCUUAUGUUUUUUUUUAUGUCGAUUAAUGAAUUAACUAGCUAAUGUAGCGUUCUCUGCGUUCUCUCCAAAUUCACACCGAUGAGAUCUGCUAUACAGUUUGUUCAUUACUUCCCUAGCAUCUCAUGCUAACUACAAAUAGAAAACAAAGAAUCUGUUCAUAGGUCUGUCGAAUUGGUGCUUCAAAAUUUACCCAGUGUGUGUGUGCAUACUUCUGCCCUGUGACGGACUGGCACCCUGACCCGGGUGUACCCCGCCUGGUGCCCCAAGCUCCCUGGGGUAGGCUCCAGGAUAAGUGCUAUAGAGAAUGAGUGAAUGGCAACAGGACUCAUCCACUAUUCUCUAUUAUUCAUUAUUAAAUACCCAAACAUGCAGGAUAGAACUAAUUACAUUCAUUUAGCAAAAACUGCAUAAACCAAGUUUAAAUGGUGUGUUUUAUCAUCAUUAAUGUCAGCUGAAUUUAUCCUGACUACAGACUCAUGGGACAUACAAAAGUAUUUUUCUCUCUACAAUGC
Messenger RNA from Clarias gariepinus (North African catfish), 2459 nucleotides. Its product is annotated as UDP-glucuronosyltransferase-like. Lineage: Eukaryota; Metazoa; Chordata; Actinopteri; Siluriformes; Clariidae. The transcript is spliced from 5 exons. Bases 58 to 1671 code for a protein of 537 amino acids. Gene Ontology annotation, molecular function: UDP-glycosyltransferase activity. The record is from RefSeq and is a predicted model, not a curated record.